Messenger RNA from Fusarium subglutinans, 1848 nucleotides. Its product is annotated as transporter HOL1. The transcript has 7 exons. Gene Ontology annotation, molecular function: transmembrane transporter activity. Gene Ontology annotation, biological process: transmembrane transport. NCBI's taxonomy places the organism in Eukaryota, Fungi, Ascomycota, Sordariomycetes, Hypocreales, Nectriaceae. Bases 1 to 1848 code for a protein of 615 amino acids. The record is from RefSeq and is a predicted model, not a curated record.
AUGUCCGGCUUGAUAUACUUACCGGGCGAAGAACGUCGUAUUGCACCGCUAUUAUUGCUGAUUCCCCCUUCUUCAUCUGGUGACACAGAUGCGGAGGAUGAGCAUAUAAGACGUUGCAUAGAGCCACAUCGCACAGAGCCACAUCGCACAGAGCCACGUCGCACAGAGCCCCGUCCAUUGGUGCCCGAAUUGAACAAGUCUUACUACCCUCCCCUCAGGCCAUCUUCUUUUUGUACACUUCGAUUGCCUUCGCCCGAGCCGCAGACAAUGGUGAACGUUGUGGUGGAAAACCCCAUUCCUGGGACUAUCUUUCUUGUUGACCUCAAUCGCAACUUGCGUCUUCGUCAUGCAGGUGGAGGUGACGGCGACAUCGUCCUUGAUCCUGCCCCAAGCGACGACCCAGAGGAUCCUCUGAAUUGGACUCCUCGUCGCAAAGUCCUUGCUUUGAUCUGUCAGAACCUUUACACCUGGUUCACGGGCAUGUCUGUUGCCACUGUGUACUCAGUCCUCGUCCCGCUCGCGCAGCAGUCCAAGGUUUCAAUUCAGACGCUCAACGAGGGAACUGGAUAUAUGUACCUUCUAUUGGGCUGGGGUUUGUUGUUUUGGCAACCCUUCUCGCUGCGAUAUGGCAAGCGUUUGACCUACCUCGUAUCUGUCCUUGGAGCCAUCGGAACAAGCGUUUGGAGCGCACACGUCUCAAGCAACGGAGAAUGGAUCGCCAAAUGCAUCAUCCAAGGCUUCUUCAUCGCACCCAUUGAAGCCCUGCCUGAGAUCUCAAUCACUGACCUCUACUUCACUCACCAACGUGGAACCUACAUGGGCAUCUACGCCCUUGCCCUAGCCGGCAGCAACUACUUCGCGCCGGUCAUAUGUGGCUUCAUUGCCGAGUAUCAAGGCUGGAAAUGGGUGUUCUACUGGCCUGCUAUCUUCCUCUCAUUCGUCUUCGUGUUUCUCUUCUUCUUCAUGGAAGAAACCAAUUACAAUCGUGUCGCCCGACAAGUCGACCAUGUACCAUUCAGUCCGUCCCGAUUGAUCGUUGAGAACAACGGCAAGACCGAAGAAAAGGAUGCUGACGCUGGGGGAUCUGAGGUCAGAGAGGCUGACGAGGCGAACGUCCAAUAUGCCAAACCGAGAACGUUCUUGCAGAAGUUGUCGCUUUGGCAACCUACCCCAAGCCAGAGUAUGGCUCGUCACGCUGGACGCUCGCUUCAGUACCUCAGUUGGCCUGUCAUCUUUUUCGCUGGCUUCUCGUACGGCUCGUAUCUUAUCUGGUUCAACGUCCUCAAUGCGACAGCAUCUAUCAUCCUGUCAGGCCCCGGGUAUGGCUUCAAGCCGUCAAUGGUCGGACUGAGCUACCUGUCCUGCUGUCUGGGUACCAUUAUCGCUGCCAUUCUCGCAGGACGAUUGAGCGACUGGCUUACUAUCAAACUCGCACGCCGCAACAAUGGUAUCAUGGAAGCCGAGCACCGUCUGUGGCCGCUGGCGAUCUGUGUAAUUGGCGUUCCGGCAUCCUUGAUCCUCUGGGGCGUCGGCGCGCAACACGGCGUUCACUGGUUCGGCCUCAUUUUCGCCAUGUGCACUUUCUACUAUGAACUCAGUGGUGAUGCGAUUGUUACGAUUAUUUUAGUUCGCAACACCAUGUCUUUUGCUAUUAGUUAUGGCAUCACACCCUGGAUCACCAACAUGGGCUAUCAGAAUUGUUUCAUCUCAGCUGCAUUUAUCGCUUUGGCCGCUUGUUCUGCUUGCUUCGUCAUGAUCAGGUUUGGUAAAUUGCUUCGACAGCGAAGCGCCCCCCGGUAUAAAGAAUUGGUUGAUGACGACAAGAGGGUCGCAGGAAUUGCUACGUGA